Messenger RNA from Dreissena polymorpha, 4652 nucleotides. RefSeq lists its product as uncharacterized. The record is from RefSeq and is a predicted model, not a curated record. Bases 77 to 1555 code for a protein of 492 amino acids. The transcript has 9 exons. NCBI's taxonomy places the organism in Eukaryota, Metazoa, Mollusca, Bivalvia, Myida, Dreissenidae.
UGUGUAUUAUCUCUCGAGUAGGUUAAUAUUUUGCAGCAAAGUUUAUUUUAAUUUUGAAAUAAGUCUCAACACAAGAAUGCUUAUGGCAGUACUAGGGUUGACAGUGGUCAGUGCAAAUGUGUUGGUUUGCAAAGUUGACAAUGUGGUGCAGCCCUAUGAUACAGAAACGCAUGUUUGCUGUUCGCGUUUGCACCUAAAGCAUCAAAAUGGCACUGAGUUCCGGUGUUGCUCAGGAAAUAUCUUAUACAAUAGUGGCACACACAUUUGCUGUGGUUCAGCAAUUUACGAAGGACUUGAUAGCGGACUGUGCUGCAAUGGGACCAUGCAUGACAUGAAAGACACAGAUGGACACAAUCUUUUAGCAUGCUGCGGAAACCAAGUUUUCUUUCGCGGGACUGGAAUUUGUUGUGAUGGGCAAUUCACGCGAAGUCCUAACCGCACGACCAGAAUGGAAUGUCGUGGUGGCAAAGGUGUCAUUAAACAGGAAAUACGCUUGCCGUUGACAAAAGUAAAUGGAGGCCAGCCGCGAGAGCACGACAAACACGACUGCAGAACAGCUAAAACGUGUCGGAAUGAUGUCAUGCUCGAUGAAUUCCUCCCCAAGGGCUCUGCAAUUAAACCAGGCAUGCGGGUUUUGGACGGCGUGAAACAAUGUGGUCAGGUUGUUUACCCUAUUAAAAGUUCAAAAUUCCGUUACCACUGCUGCGACGAUGACUUUUAUAAGACAAAACACCUUGAUCCUAAAGCAACCUUCACCUGGGAAUGUUGUGGUAAAAGUCUCUACAACACCUCCAGCCAUGAAUGUUGCGGGGGCAAACUGAUUAAUACCAGCCUGCAACCCAUUGGUUGCUGCAAUGGCGCACUGGAAUAUAUCAAAUCCUACCAGCGUUGUUGCGGAGGCAAGGUAGUUAACAAAAAGGAAUACCUGUGCCAUAAACCCGUGAAAAGUAGUUCUGGAACUCUUGUCCGGAAACAAGCCGAGGACCACAACAAUACCUGCUAUGACAGCGCAACUAACACGAUAAACACAUUUAAUGAUGCAAAAUUGGUCUGUCACAAAGGUCAGUUGAUUUCACCAGACGAGGAUACCGAAACUAAAGACAAAUAUCUUUUGAAAGCAAUGCAAGAGAAUAUUGGUAAAUGGGGCGGAAAUAACCAUGCAUCAAAGACGCUGCGUGACGCAAGCCCGCUGUGUCCUUUCACAGAGUGUGAUACGGGCAUGUACAACAGGACAAGCGAAUGUAGGAAAAGAGCACGACUGGACUUCUUUCUGCGCAAAAUGACGAAGCACAAUGGACGCCUGGUGUUGUCUGUCAUCGUCACCUCACCGUCUAAAUUGUAUGGUACCCUAAUAACGCUUAACACUUUUGAAGAAUGUAAAUAUAUCUGUUUUGCAAAGGGCAUUUUGUAUUCGUUAUACACCAAUCGUUUACCUGAAAACUUACCCAUCAAAGCAGCUCGACUUUCAACUAGGGACAUUGUGGUGAAGACACACAAUACCUCGAUUUCGUGUACAAUAGAUCAAUGGGCAAAGCGAACUGAAAAAAGCCCAUGAACUUGGUUUCAGUGGCGCAUUUGUACUAUAACAUUAAAAAGUAAUUUGCGUAACAUUUAUCUCAAUGAUGUCUCGAUCGAAUACCAGUUAUGCUUCUCACCAAACGAAAUGUUAAAUCUUUUAAAAUAGUUCAUUAUCCUAGUUUUAGGAAAUUUUGAUAUAUUAUUGUUGGAUGGAUAUUUAAUCUAUCAUUUAAGGCAUAUGCUGCUCAACUAUACAUAAUUUUGACUUAAGAACUUUAAUUUUUAUUUUUGCUUAAGAUGGAGGGGGUAUGAAACAAUACUUUAAUUAGUAUUUUCGGGCAUCAAUAAUCAUGACAGUGCUCAACUAACUGACAGUCUGAAUAAAUGUAGAACGGAAAACAUGCAUGUAUAUAUUUCAUUUUAAACGUAUUAUACAUUGUGGACAUUGCUAAAAAUAUAUAAAUGUGGUUUGAUAUUGGCAGCUUAUACCUUUACAUGUCGUAAUGUGAUAAUAAUAUUGACUUAUGGAUAUUAUUGCGUAAAUGACUUUUCUUCCAUUGACAUUCCAUGACCGAUUAGUUUAAGGGUGCACUUUGAAAAAUGUACGUUCUAACAUUUUGUUGCUAAUUGCAGCCUAUUACUGAAUGUUUUUUAAGUUAGGUAAAUGGGAAUUCAUGUAAACCUGCUUUUAUCCCUACACAAAACAAUUAUAUACUUGGAUAAAUACUUCAAUAAAAUCACCUCAAAAUGAUGAGAAUCCAUUAACUGUUCUAGAGUAAUGUUCCACUAUAAUACUGGUAAAAAAUGUCCUCUUUUCAGUGUAAAAUAAAUAAUAUUUUUAAUUAAUGUGCAGGUUCGUCCUUAACAUAGCUGUUAUUCGAUUUGUCAGGCAUUACCAUACUUCACUAGUGUUAUAUUGUUAAUGCAUGUUCAAAGGAUUGUUGUGUGUACACAGCUUCACCGCCAUUGAUACUUCCUCACAAAACUAAGUUCGUACGUUAAUAGAUAUCCCAAUUUCCUGCCACUUGUAUACUAGAUAUAUGUUAGAAGAUCUCUUAAUAUCUUGCCAGAUUUAUACUUGGUAUGUGUUAGAAUUUGUAGUAGCAUGCCUUGAUCAUAACAUUUAUUUGCAUUUAACCGAUAUAAGCAGUAUAUUCCACUUGAAAAAAAUGAUUGAAAUUAUUCUGUUCUCUGUCAACAUGUAUACAAUUAUUUAAAACUCACAUGUUUCUGAGUUUAGUAUUUGAUAACUAUAAUUAGUGUUCUCUUUAUUUAAAGGGUACGAAUGUGUGUGUGAACAGAUUCACACAUAUCAGGCAAAAUAUAAUGCCAGCAUGAACACAUCUAUAAAACGGUAGUGUUCAAGUAGAGAGUCGUAUGUUUGGGGUAGGAAUCGUUUUCUUUUUUAUUUCAGUAUGUGUGUACCUUGUUUUUACCAUGUUUAAAAAAUACAAAAUGCUUUGUUUGAAGUAGCGUUAAUACUUGGUUUUAGAUUGUACUCUCUCAUAACGUUUAAAAUGACGGUCAAUUCAAUUAAGCUCCUGUUACUUUGGUUUGCAUUUAUCCAUUUUGCAUUGAGUAAACAACAGCUGGUCAUUAAAUGGAAAUGUGAACAUUUAUAAUUUGUAUUUUAUUUAAUCAUUUGAGAUGUUAUGAUGGUAUUUUAUUUGCGUUGUAAUGUUUUUUGAAUAAUUAUCUGCGAGCCAUAGCUCCAUAAACACGUUAACCUUCCUCACGAUUGGCAUUGACAAAUUAAAAGUUUAGCUCAGUAUGGUGUGGUUGCUGUGUGCCUUUUUACCGUCUAAAGUUUUUGUUAUACUCAUUUGUGGGAUUGGGUGGUAAAUGUUUUAUAUUUUACAAGAUUAUACAGGUCACACACUGAUUAUAUUGCAUUAACAGGAGGGCUUAUAUUUAUACAUUGUGUAGUUUGUUUAUAUGUUGAUGAAUGUGACAUCACAAGCAGCUGUAAAUCGUAUUUGCAUAUUUCAUGGAUAUUUUUUAGAACGCAUUACUGAGGUGUAUAUAAUCCAUAGUAAACUAUGUUACCACUGAAUAUAUAAUAAAUAUGUUGCUCAAUAAAUAAUUGUUUUAAGGUUAUUAUUUAAUGUUGUUCUUGUAAAAAUGUAACAAUUUAUAUUUUGUUUCAUUCCUAUAACUUGUACAACUUUUAAAAGGAAAUAUUCGAAGUUGUUUUAUAUAACGAAUUUAAAUCUUGUUUGUCUUUUUUAUGUGAUGAUAAUAGAAAUAUAUUUAAUAUUGACAAAUAACUCGUGCUUUGCAGAUAACCCUGCCGCUGGUAAGAUAUCGGGGUAUAUUGCUUUGCAUAUGUCCGUCGUUCCUACGAUUCUAAGAUCAUUCGUUUCUGCAUAAUAUCCGAAGAACGCUUUGACUUUCCAUGCAAAUUGGUAGGAUUGUUUCUUGGGAGAAUAGUUAGACGUCUAUAGAUUUUGAAAUCAAAAGAUCAAAUUUAAUAUCACAUGUGCUUGUAAUAUGACUGUAUAUAGGUCUAAAAAUGUGUUUGAGGACCGGUUGUUGGGAAGACUUUCAAUUAUGCCAAAACACUAAAUGAUUAUUCGACAUUGUUUGGAUAGAUUACGGUACUGCGUUAAUUAAAUGUGUUCAUAAAAAUAUGAGCGUCCUAGACAGUGUCUGCAAAUAAACCUGUUCUAGUUAUUUUGCGUUAUAAUACGUCAUGACUGCCUGAUUUGUAUCUAUACGGGAGAUACAUUAUGCCUAAGUUAUGCAUUUUGAGGGGAAGGUGGCAUAGAGGGGAAUGUGGCAUCAUUGUUUUACAAAUAGUUCUUGUUUGUGAUUUUUAUAUGUUGUGUAUUUAUACUAUUGACUUAAGUAUGUAUUAUUAUAUUGUCCACUGUCGACUUAUGUAUGUAUUAUUAUAUUGUCUGUUUAUUGGUUAGUAUAUUGAUGAAAUUAAUAUCAUUGGGGCACCGGUUUCUAUUUUGGUGAACCUAUGCAUUUUUCAACAUUUAGCUGUAACCUGUAAUGACGUAUGACAUCAUAUGCAAACAAAAUGGUUAGAUUAAAGAACGCACGUUACACGUUCACUGAAACUUGUGGCUAAAACAGAUACCUAGACGAAACUGCCCAAUUUGUUAAAAUAAAACAGUUAAACGCGU